AUGGCCUACCAAAGAAUCGCCAUUGCCGGCUCCACAGGCAACCUUGGACCGUCUGUCGUCCAAGAACUCGUCAACGCAGGUUUCACCAUCACAGCGCUCUCCCAAAGCGGCAAAACCUCGCACCUACCUUCCUCAGUGCAGACCAUCAAAGUCGACUACAGCUCGCAAGAUUCUCUCGUACAAGCCCUCAAGGGCCAAGAUGCCGUAGUUUCGCUGAUACCAAAACACGAGGAGCAACCAGCUCUCAUUGACGCUGCCAUUGCAGCAGGAGUCAAAUUCUUCGUCCCGAGUGAAUUCGGCUCGGAUAUUGCGGGGAGUCCACAAGUUGCUGCGCUUCCUGUGUUUGCUGGCAAGAAGAAGACGCAGGAGUAUUUGAAGGCCAAGGAGGAUAAGAUCAGUUAUGCAAUCGUGGUGAAUGGGCUGUUUCUGGAUUGGGGACUGAUGGUGGGCUUCUGGGCGAAUGUGAAGGGUGGGCCGACGCAGAUUUAUGAUGGAGGAAAUGAUAAACACAGUUCGACGACGUUGGCGGAUGUCGGGAAGACGGUGGCUGCGAUUUUGAAGAAGCCAGAAGCGUUCAAGAACCGCGCCGUCUAUGUGCAGAGUGCGGCGGUCAGUCAGAAUCAGUUGUUGGAGAUUGCGUUGAAGAAGAAUCCCGAGUUGAAGGUGGAGAGAGUGGAGGUCAGUUCGAAGGAAGUGGAGAAAGAUGCGUAUGAAAAGCUGGGGAAGGGCGAUUUCUCGUCCAUGCUGAGCUUCGUGGCUGUCAGUAUCUUCAAUUCCGAGUAUGGGAACAACUGGAGUGAUAAGACCGACAACGAAUUGUUGGGAAUCAAAGAGAAGACACCGGAGGAAUUGGAAGCGCUCGUGGCACAAUACAUGUAG
Sphaerulina musiva SO2202 is the source of this 879-nucleotide messenger RNA. Its product is annotated as NAD(P)-binding protein. The record is from RefSeq and is a predicted model, not a curated record. Lineage: Eukaryota; Fungi; Ascomycota; Dothideomycetes; Mycosphaerellales; Mycosphaerellaceae. The transcript has a single exon. The coding region runs from base 1 to 879 and encodes 292 amino acids. Gene Ontology annotation, molecular function: oxidoreductase activity.